Protobothrops mucrosquamatus (brown spotted pit viper) is the source of this 1833-nucleotide messenger RNA. It is a transcript of the gene TCTN1, whose product is annotated as tectonic family member 1. The coding region runs from base 1 to 1833 and encodes 610 amino acids. The record is from RefSeq and is a predicted model, not a curated record. Gene Ontology annotation, biological process: cilium assembly; protein localization to ciliary transition zone. NCBI's taxonomy places the organism in Eukaryota, Metazoa, Chordata, Lepidosauria, Squamata, Viperidae. The transcript has 14 exons. Gene Ontology annotation, cellular component: MKS complex.
AUGAGGCGAUCGGGCGGACCGGCAUCGCCGCUUCUGCUGAGGCGCUUCGCUUUCUUCCUGUUGCUGCUGCCAGGGGUUUGCCCGUCCACGGCCGGGCCGACGAGCGAAGCCCCUCCGAAGCCGUCCACCAGUCCGGGCGGAGCCACCGUGGCGGGAUCGACAACAGAACUCCCUCCUCCUUCGCCGCUGAACCGGGCGACCUCGACGCCGGGCCCCGUCGAGGCAUCCAGUCCGCCUCUCACGUCUUCCCAAACGCCGUCUCACGUCGGCCCGUGGCCGGCGCCCGUGACCAAGGUGACUGAGCUAUGCGUCUGUGACCUGCUGGAGGAUCAAUGUGAUAUAAACUGUUGUUGCGAUCCUGUUUGCACAGCUGCGGAUUUCAGUGUUUUUACUGCAUGUUCUGUUCCCGUUGUCACAGGUGACAGGCAUUUCUGCAAGCAACCAGAAGCCCACUAUUCAAUAGAUCAAUCAGCUCAGCCUCCAGAAAGGAUAUUUCAGCUAGUUGAAAAAGUCAACCCUUCUGUGUUCUGCCUUCAGACCUCCAACUAUAAAGCUGGCCUCUCCUUCCAAGCUCCAGAAAUACCCACUCUGCAGAAUUUUGAUAGGCUCCUUCAAGAAUUCGACAGGGGCAGCUUUGCUCCUGGAAAGGAUCUUGUGCUGGAAGCAGAGUCCGAGACCCUGCGUGAGGCUGGUGCAAACGACACCAGCAGUUACAAAUUUAAGGAUCUCAUUCAGACAACCAACGGCUUUCUGAGGCUGCCUGCUCCACUUUUUUCCCAUUGUGCUCAUGAGAAUCCUGCAGGCUUCUUAAUGACCCAGGCUGAAAAAUGCAACACGGCGAUCAAAAUGGAUGAGUGCACCACCCUUCCCGAACUCAGCAUGCUGUUUUACACCAAUUUUAGCAUUUUGGCGGUACCAAAUUCCAGCCAAACAGUUAACGUCACCAUCCAGUCCGUCACAGUUCAGACGCCAGAGGGGCUGCGCACUCGCCUGGCUAAUGCAGAUGUUGUGUUGCUCCCUGUGUUAAAUGAUCAGUCGUGCAGCAAUCUUGUUCUUGAGGCCAGUUACCUCGUUACCUUUACUGAGGCAGGUGAAAUCGUGGGGGCAGCCAUUUCACUGGUCCUGGGGACAGUUCCUAGCAGCGCUGCUUUUCUGCAGCAGAUCUUUGCUAUCCGUUUCAUACAGCAAGAUACUCAGCCCGUUCCUUUCAGUGGAAGCCCAGGUUAUCUUGUUGGGUUGCCAAUAAGAGCUGGAUUUAGAUCAACUGGUUCUGGAAUCAUUCAGAGUUUGAACGAAGGAAGCCAGCUGACCAUGAUGAAAAGCACCAUAGCCCAGGAUUGUUUCCAGGUGGAAGGGAGCCGAACCCCAGUACUGUUUGGGUACAAUAUGAUGUCUGGAUGCAAAGUGCGAAUUACCAACAGUGUCGACUGUACACUUCUGGCUCCAGAGCUCCUAAGGAUGUUGAAGGGCCAAAAUUUUCCAGACUAUGUGGCCUCCUUUGGAGAUUCCUUGCCUCAGAACGGACCAGACUGGGUCCAAAUCUCUUACAAUUCUACCAAACCGGCCACCUGUGAAAUCCCCGUGUCCUUUGAAAUGGAAGUGAAGUGGACUAAAUACGGCUCCUUGGUUAACCCCCAGGCUAAAAUUGAGAGCCUCGCGGUGAUCAUAACAACGGCUGCCUUACCCAAGGUCGAUUCAGGAAGUGAAAGCAUCGUCCAGAUACUCAGCUCCGUUUCGUUUGUUGAUAUCUCUGCCCCUGCCAAGCCAGGAUACAAGGCUUGGCCCACCAUUGAGGCCCACCUGCCCUUUGAUUUUUUCUUCCCUUUUGUUUAA